Phalacrocorax carbo (great cormorant) is the source of this 2661-nucleotide messenger RNA. Lineage: Eukaryota; Metazoa; Chordata; Aves; Suliformes; Phalacrocoracidae. The record is from RefSeq and is a predicted model, not a curated record.
ACUGCAGCGCACCGCCGCCGUGACGGCUAAAUGGCCGUUGCUGCGGAGGAGAAGCGUGUCAGGCGCCGGCUAACGCCCGGGGCGCGGCUACCGAGGGGCCGAGCUUCCGCCGCAAAGCGUUUACGGGAAGGGACCCGGGAGGCUGCGGGCGGAGGUCAAGUCAUUCUGCUGAAUUCUACCAGGCUGGCUGUUGGGUUUAAAACACAACGGUGCACACGUUCAAGUAAGGUGAAGGUGCUACUGAGGGUAGGUGCUACUGAAGAUACAUAGAGAAGGCUCUGAACCAUGGAUAGCCUUUGUGCAGCAAAUACCACUUUUGCACUUGACCUCCUAAGAAAGCUGUGUGAGGACAAAAGCCGUCAGAAUCUAUUCUUUUCUCCUUUUAGUAUUUCUUCUGCUUUGUCUAUGAUUUUGCUGGGUUCAAAGAGUAACACUGAAGCCCAAAUAGCAAAGGUACUUUCUCUGAAAAAAGCUGACGAUGCUCACAAUGGGUAUCAGUUACUUCACUCUGAAAUUAAUGAUCCAAACACCAAAUAUAUACUGAGAACAGCUAACCGACUUUACGGAGAAAAGACAUUUGAGUUUCUCUCAUCAUUUAUAGAGUCAAGUCAGAAGUUCUACCAUGCUGGACUAGAAAAGACUGACUUCAUGCAUGCUUGGGAGGAUUCUAGAAAACAAAUAAACGGCUGGGUAGAGGAAAAGACGGAAGGUAAAAUUCAGAACCUGUUGGCAGAGGGGAUUCUUGAUUCACUGACCAGACUUGUGCUGGUGAAUGCCAUCUAUUUUAAAGGCAACUGGGAAAAGCAGUUCGACAAAGAGAGAACAGAAGAAAUGCCAUUUCAAAUUAACAAGGAAGAGACCAAACCUGUGCAGAUGAUGUUCAAAAAAGACACCUUUAACAUGACUUAUAUUGGGGACUUCCAGACUAAAAUCCUUGAGCUUCCUUAUGUUGGUAAUGAACUCAGCAUGAUCAUCCUGCUCCCCGAUGCAAUCCAGGAUGGAUCCACUGGCUUAGAAAGUCUGGAAAGAGAACUUACGUAUGAGAAGCUGAUAGACUGGAUCAAUCCUGAAAUGAUGGACUGUACAGAGGUGAGGGUGUCUUUACCAAGAUUUAAACUGGAAGAAGAUUAUGAUCUGAAACCCCUUCUGAGCAGCAUGGGAAUGCCUGACGCAUUUGACGUAGGGAAGGCAGACUUCUCAGGAAUUUCAGCUGGCAGCGAGCUGGUGCUCUCUGAAGUAGUUCACAAGUCCUUUGUGGAAGUCAAUGAAGAAGGCACUGAAGCGGCAGCUGCCACGGCAGGAGUGAUGAUGAUGCGCUGUGCAAUGAUCGUUCCAGAAUUCACUGCUGAUCAUCCCUUUCUCUUCUUCAUUCGGCACAACAAAACUUCCAGCAUUUUGUUUUGUGGCAGAUUUUGCUCUCCCUAAUAAAGAGAUGCCUUGGCAGAUGAGCCACCGUUGCACAAUAACAUUCUGUUUCUUUAGAAUAGGGCUACUCUUUUUGCACUGAUUGCCUCUUUCAGCUGUCCCUGAAUGCACUUCUGUGGUCUUCAUCUAUCAUGGUUUUGGCUGGGAUAGAGUUAAUUUACUUCACUGUAGCUGGUAUAGUGCUGUGCUUUGGAUUUAAUAUGAGAAAAAUGUUGAUAACACACUGAUGCGUUAGUUGUUGCUAAGUAGUGCUUAUGAUAUCCCAAAGAAAGCUGAAUUUUCUUUUAAGUAAUAACCAUGACCCAUGUGAGCUUGGCAAAACAGAAUCUGGCGGGUGGAGAGAGCUGAAAGAUAGGGAAGUGAUUGUUUUAUGACUAUAUCCUUGAAGAAGAACCAACAGACCGAUAAAAGGGAACAUCCCACCUCAGAAGACACCGAAAGCUGGUUGAUAAAGUAUAGUCAAGGAGGACAACUAAUUGGGAUGUUGACAAGAACUAAAACUAGAUGUCCUUUAGGUGAACUAUCUUCAUUAUAAUACUAAAAAUUGUGCCCAUAGACCAGAAAGCCCCUUACUCGAAUAAGCCCCUUACUCUCUGAGCAUGCGUGGUAAAUUUGAAGGGAACUGUACCUUUAAGGUGAUGUGAGAAAGAAACUAACCAGUUAUCAGCUGGGGGGGCAUGAAUAUUAGCUGUCGCUGGCACAUUUAACUGUAUAAAUACCUUGUAGCUUCUCAGUGUGGGGUGCUACCUUUAUGGAGUUACCACCUAGCACCCAUCUCUGCGCAAAAAUGAAAUGAAUGAAAUACAUCUGUUGUGUGUGUAAUUUGGUAUUUUGCAGUCCGGGUGAAUGAACCCACUUUUUGGGAAAAUACUGUCACUAGUCAAGGCCUGUUCCAGGUUCCCAUACUCUGCCGGGCGCACAAGAAGCCAGGAGGGGAGGAGGCACAGUGAGGACAGCUGAUCCAGACUGGCCAGAGGGAUAUUCCUUAUCAUAUGAUGGCAUGCCGGUAUAUUAACUGGGGGAAGUUGGCUGGGGGAGGCAGCAGUUGCAGCUUGGGGACUGGCAGUGUUGGUCAGCAGGCGGUGAGCGGUUGUAUCACUUACUGUUCAGUUGGUUGUUUCCCCCUACCCAGGUUUACACCUUUCUCUCUCUCUCUUGUUAUUUUCUUUUUCAUUAUAGUGUUGUUAUGACUACUAUUACUGUUUUAUUUUAAUUAUUAAAAUGUUCUUAUCUCAA